This is a messenger RNA of Parnassius mnemosyne (clouded apollo), 675 nucleotides long. NCBI's taxonomy places the organism in Eukaryota, Metazoa, Arthropoda, Insecta, Lepidoptera, Papilionidae. The record is from the annotation of a GenBank genome assembly.
AUGAUUAUGGCUUCAUUACAAUAUCCUCAAAUUGACAUGUAUUGGUCAUCUAAAUGGAAACAGCCUAUCAUAACAUCAGCUAUGACACGUCUGCGUUCUUACGCAAUUAGAACGUCGUUAAAAGUGGUUUAUGAUCUUGAUGUUACCGUCGAAGAGCGUCAAAAAGGCAAGAUUUGGCAAGUGCGUCCCCUUUUCGAGAAAGUACGACAAGGAUGUUUACUUCAACCUCGCACAGCAAAAAUGUCUAUUGAUGAAAUGAUCAUUCCGUUUACUGGUCAAUGUUGUAUUCGUCAAUAUAACCCUAACAAAGCUAAUCCCUUAGGGUUAAAAGUAUUUGCAUUAGCAAGGCCUCGGGGAAUGGUUAUAGAUUUCGAGAUAUAUCAAGGGGACACAACUUUUCCAGAAAUUAGACAGAUGGGUUUUGGUCUCGGAGAAGCAGCUAUUCUUUGGCUGACCGAAGCACUUGUCCCUGGUCACCACAUCUUUUUUGAUCGCUAUUUUACCACUAUCAAAUUGUGUGAUGAAUUAUUGAAUAAAGGUUUUCACGCGACUGGAACAAUUAUGAGAAACCCAUUGCCCAAAAACUGUAUGAUGGAAGAAGAUAAGAGUUUUAUGAAAAAGCAACGGGGUUAUUAUGAAAUAAAAACACGAGUAGAUAGCAAGAUGGCACGUUGA